AUUUCUUAACUUGUGGCCAGCUCAGAAAGGAGAAGCUCCUGCUGAGGAGCGCUGGGGACGGCACCCACGGGAGGAGGCAGCCACGAGAGGCGGCAGGCACUGCUCCAAGGGACCUGCCUGCAGCUGCGCCCCCGCUCCGCGCUGGCGGCUCCCUGCCUCCUGGGGACAUGGGUCCUGCUCUGCUCCUGCUGCUCACCACAGCUGCUGCCUGGCACGGCUCAGCAUCCCCAGUGAUCAGCCCUGAGCUCCCUGCUCUGGUUGUCAAUGCAGGUGACCCAGUCAGCUUGCACUGCUCAGGAGAGUCUGAGGUCGAAUGGAAGAACCGAAGGGCUGCAUUCAGCAACCACACCAGCAGCACACUCAGCAUCCCCAAGGCCAGUUACAGGGACACUGGCACCUACAUGUGUGCUUAUGUCAACAGCAGUGACAAGGGCAUUGCAGCUGUGCACCUGUUUGUGAGAGAUCCCAACAACGUGUGGUACACCUCUGCCUACUGGAUCGUGGCGACCAGGGGUGGUGAUGCUGAGCUCCCCUGCCUCAUCACGGCUCCCGAGUAUGGCUCCAGUGUGACGCUGACAAGGGAUGACAACUCUCAGCUCGCACCUGGGACCAACUAUUCUUUCAGUGCUGAGAAAGGAAUAACACUGCACAACGUGCAAAGCCAGCAGAAAGGCCAUUACAGAUGCCAAGCAGUCAUCAAUGGAAAACCACAGAGGUCACCAAGAAUGAGGCUGCUCAUUCAAGAAGGACCCGAGAAGCCUGUGUCAGUGAUGAUGGACCCCAUUGACCACGUGAGGAUUGUGGGUGAACCUUUCAAAGUCACCUGCAGAGUAAUUGCUCCUUCCCACAAGUAUGACAUCAGAUGGGUGACAGCAGCCAAGAAUGUCAGCAGGUUGACAAAUCCUAGCUCUGACCUUGACAAAUACUUCAUCAACGACACCCUGUUGGUUCCAGCAGUGACCAUGGAGGACAGUGGGAGGUACAUUUGUGUAGCCAACAACUCUGGAGGCGUCAGGAAUGCCUCAACAACGCUGCAGGUAGUAGAGAGAGGUUAUGUGCUCCUGACCCCAGUGCAAGCCACCAGCCAGGAGGUUGCUUUGGGAGAGAGUCUGAAGCUGCAGGUCCACAUCGAGGCUUACCCAAAACUUCUCCAGUGGGGCUGGGAGCACACAAACCCCUUGAGGAACUCUGGCAACAGCCCCUGCAAAGGCCAGAUGACCUCUGGAAACAACUGGUACAACGCCACGCUCCUCCUGAACCGCCUGCAGGACGGGGAGGGAGGCCUCUACACAUUUUAUGCCCUCAACAAUGAGACCAAUGCUUCAGUGACCUUCAGUGUCUCUAUGAAAUAUCCUCCAAGGGUCUGCAAAAUCAAGGUGCCAGCCAACGACUCCAGCAUCCUCCAGUGCACAGCCAUCGGCUACCCUGCCCCACGCAUUGAGUGGUACCGCUGCCCCCUGCACUCUGACCGGUACAACAAGGACUAUAGCUUGGUACUGAAUGACUCAAGUCCCCAGGUGGUAAACAUGUUGCCCUUCCAAGAGGUGGAGGUGGAGAGCAUGGUCCCGUUCCAGGAGCUGGGUGCUAAUUUCACCUUCUGCUGUGUGGCCAUAAACAAAGAGGGGAAUGCCUCUGACAUGUUUCACUCGCUCACCAUCACCAGAAGUGUCAUGGUCCCUCCAAACAAGCUCUUCAGCCCCAUUCUCUCCACCUGCAUAGGCACAUCGGUCCUGCUGCUCCUCCUGCUCCUCUUCCUCCUCUACAAGUACAACCAGAAACCCAAGUACCAGGUGCGGUGGAAGAUCAUCGAGGCCUGUGAAGGGAAUAACUACAUCUUUAUUGACCCCACUCAGCUGCCAUACAAUGAGAAAUGGGAAUUCCCCAGGAAUAACCUCCAGUUUGGAAAAACUCUUGGAGCAGGAGCCUUUGGAAAAGUGGUAGAAGCCACUGCUUUUGGGUUGGGCAAAGAAGAUUCGGUCCUCAAAGUGGCUGUGAAGAUGCUAAAGUCAUCAGCAGACACAGAUGAGCAGGAGGCUCUCAUGUCUGAGCUGAAGAUCAUGAGCCACUUGGGACACCAUGAGAACAUCGUUAACCUGCUGGGGGCAUGCACCUCUGGGGGCCCAAUCCUCGUCAUCACUGAGUACUGUCGCUAUGGAGACCUGCUGAAUUUCCUGAGGAGGAAGGCUGAAUCCAUCAUCACCCAGGAUUCUGCCCUGGACACUUCUUUAGACAGCUCUGCUGAUUACAAAAACAUUGAUGUGGAGAAGAAAUACAUCCGGAGUGACAGUGGCUUUUCAAGCCAGGGCUUGGAAACAUACGUUGAAAUGAAGCCAGUGUCAUCAUCAUCAUCUUCAGCAUCAUCAGACUCUGCACAAGCCGGGGGGAAAAGCUCAGAGGAAGAUGAUGAAGCCAGGGAGGAUCUUCGUCCCCUCAAUCUCUCUGACCUGCUACAUUUCUCCAGCCAGGUGGCCCAGGGCAUGGCCUUCCUUGCAUCAAAGAAUUGCAUCCACCGUGACCUGGCAGCCAGAAACGUGCUCAUUUCAGAGGGCAGGGUAGCCAAGAUCUGCGACUUCGGCCUGGCCCGCGACAUCAUGAACGACUCCAACUACGUCGUGAAAGGCAACGCCCGCCUGCCCGUGAAAUGGAUGGCCCCAGAGAGCAUCUUUGACUGCAUCUACACAGUGCAGAGUGAUGUGUGGUCCUAUGGCAUCCUGCUCUGGGAGAUCUUCUCCCUUGGUAAAAGUCCCUAUCCUGGCAUGGUGGUGAACAGCAAGUUCUACAGCAUGGUGAAGCAGGGGUACCAGAUGGCCAGGCCUGACUUUGCUCCCUUGGAAAUGUACAGCAUCAUGCAGGCAUGCUGGAGCCUGGAGCCCACACAGAGACCCACCUUUGACCAGAUCAGCUGCUUCAUUCAGAAAGAGCUGGAGGAGCAUAAGGAGCAGGACUACACCAACCUGCCCUCCCCCGCCGAGGAGGACAGCGGCUGCGACGCCGGCUGCUGCGAGGAGUCCUGCGAGCCAGAGGACAGCGGCCAGCCCCUUCUCAAGAGCAACAACUACCAGUUCUGUUAGCUGGCACCACAGCCUCAGGGCCGAUCCCUGCCCCCUGCUCUGCAGAGCACAGGGUUCUGCUCUGCCCUGGAACAGAUGCCUUCUGCUUUGGCUCUCCUCCGUGCUUUCCCAAGUGUGGUACCAGCUCCUCACUGACAGGGCAGCACAGGGCGGGCCUUGAACCACCACUCCCCAUGGGGUCCCUUAUGUUAUGCAUCAGGCAAGACCUUGAGUUGUUAGGAUGAUGACAUGCUCCAUCUCAACAAGGUAGAGUGAGGCUCCCCUUCCCCAGAAGAGGCUGUGGGGUGGGGGUUGUAGUCCUCCUUUAACCACGACUUGCAGCCAAGUCAGACACCUCCAGCUGUCACCCACAGGACUGAACCCCUGUGCUCCUAGGAGCACAUCUGGAACUAAGUGCUGAAGCUGGAACUGCUCCCCACACCCAAAAGCAGGCCUCUUCCUUGGUGUUCUGCCCCCUUCCCUCUGUCAGUCUGACCCUGGAUGUUGCAGAGUGAAUGUUUAGACACCGGUAAAGCCCCUACUUAGCAUUAAGUGUGCAUUAACCUCUACCUUUCCUCCUGCCAUCUGCCUCUCUGCAGCUGCUGCUUCUGCAGGGAGCGUUUGGAUGAAGUGAGCCAAGGAGACAAGCCCAGGGCUAUGUGCACCUGUGCCCCAGUAACAGGACAGAGGGGCACUGAUUUCUCAGGUAAAACACAGAGGUAUCCAGGGCUCCUCAGGUGAGCACUGAACACAACCCCAACCCAGGAAAGAAUGGCAGCUUAAACAGAUCUGGAAAGGAUCAGCAUAACACAUACCCUACAAACUCUGACUUCACUCAGCAUGUAGCAAUCACUGUCUGGGAGAGUUCUGCUCUUGUACAUAUUCCCUGAGUGGAUUUUUCACAGUACAGCUGAGGGUUUGGGGUU
Molecule: messenger RNA, 3976 nt
Organism: Dryobates pubescens (Downy woodpecker)
Lineage: Eukaryota; Metazoa; Chordata; Aves; Piciformes; Picidae
Gene: CSF1R
Product: colony stimulating factor 1 receptor
Exons: 21
Coding region: 168-3071 (967 amino acids)
Biological process (GO): multicellular organism development; cytokine-mediated signaling pathway; cell surface receptor protein tyrosine kinase signaling pathway
Cellular component (GO): signaling receptor complex; CSF1-CSF1R complex
Molecular function (GO): macrophage colony-stimulating factor receptor activity; cytokine binding; ATP binding
Source: RefSeq, a predicted model, not a curated record